This is a messenger RNA of Polyodon spathula (Mississippi paddlefish), 5289 nucleotides long. RefSeq names its product dymeclin (gene dym). Gene Ontology annotation, cellular component: Golgi apparatus. The record is from RefSeq and is a predicted model, not a curated record. Gene Ontology annotation, biological process: Golgi organization. The transcript is spliced from 18 exons. The coding region runs from base 261 to 2438 and encodes 725 amino acids. NCBI's taxonomy places the organism in Eukaryota, Metazoa, Chordata, Actinopteri, Acipenseriformes, Polyodontidae.
CCCCUUUCAGAUGUAGGAAUCUGUGGCGACGUGGAAAUAUGGAGGCAUAAAGAGAAAUAAGAGAUCAAAAAACACAGUCUUUAAAUAAUAACAGCAAUAAUCAAUAAAUUAGAAAUAUUGGAGAAGUGACAGUGCUUACACUGAUAGUCCACGUAUCAAUUAAGGAAAUCAUUUUUGGAGGAAGGGAGAGUCGCCUUCGAAAGCAGCCCCUGCAUUCAGGAAAUGAAGGUGUGAAAGCACUUUCGCAUUGUGACUCGGAGAUGGGAGCCAAGGCCAGCCACGUGAGCGAAGUGUCAGAAAACGAGAACCUGAGAAAGUUGAUAGGCACAGAGUCAAUAUCAGAAAAUGACCCUUUCUGGAAUCAGCUUAUCUCAUUUUCCUUCACAAGUCCCACAAACAGUGCGGACACAAAGCUUUUGGAGGAAACAACUGUCUUACUUUCUAAGGCCCUAAUUGAGAACAAUCCAAGGACAGGAAACUUCGGAGCCCUUGUGAGAAUUUUCCUUAGCAGAACCAAAGAGCUGAAAAUCUCAACAGAAUGCCAAGAUCAGUUGUUUAUCUGGCAGGCCCACAAUGCCUUGUUCAUGAUCAGAUGUCUGCUGAAAGUGUUCACCAGUCAGAUGUCAGAAGAGGAGCUGCAGUUACAGUUCAGUUACCAGGAGAGGGCACCAGGGACAUGUGUUGCUGGCGAGGAAGAUCUCUUUGAGGAGGUGAUGUGUAACCUGGUCCAUCUCAUUAUUGAAGUACCCUUACUGGACAUCACAUAUAAUAUUCUGUUUGAGGCUGUGACAACUCUCCUCAUCCUGCUCUCCUACCAGCUAUUCCACAAGGAGAUUCUGCGAGAGAGUCUAAUUUACAAAUACCUUAUGCAAGGACGAUGUGUGCCCUUCACCAGUAGACUUGUAAAAACAUUGCUGUAUAACUUCAUUAGACAAGAGAAGUGUCCUCCCCCAGUCACCCAUGUCUUUGAGCAACAGGCAGAGGGGAGUGGAUUAUUCUAUGGACUUGCAUCAGGCGUUGCCAGUGGCUUGUGGACAGUCUUUACCUUAGGAGGAGCAGGAAGCAAACCGAAUCUUGAUGAAGAACGGCCCCUGCCACUGUCCAAUCAGAGCCUGCUUCUGCUGCUUGUAUUAGCCAAUCUUACAGAUGGGGUGGACACAUCUAACCCUUACAGACAAGCUGUCAUGUCUUUUAAGAACACACAAGAUAGCUCGGCCCCCCCAUCUUCCCAUCCUCAUACUUUUCAGAUCAACUUUAACAGUCUUUAUACAGCUUUGUGCGAGCAGCAGAAGUCAGACCAAGCCACUUUACUCCUGUACACUUUGCUUCAUCAAAAUACCAAUUUCAGAACCUACAUGCUUGCUCGAACAGACAUGGAUAAUCUUGUGAUGCCAAUCCUUGAGAUUCUCUAUCACGUGGAGGACAGGAAUUCACACCAUGUUUACAUGGCACUUAUCAUUUUGUUAAUUCUUACUGAGGACGACGCCUUCAAUCGAUCAAUUCAUGAAGUGAUAUUAAAAAACAUUACCUGGUACACUGAGCGUGCUCUGACUGAAAUUUCCCUUGGGAGUCUACUAAUACUGGUGGUGAUUCGGACCAUUCAGUUCAACAUGACAAGAACAAGGGACAAAUACCUUCACACAAACUGUCUGGCAGCUUUAGCCAAUAUGUCGUCUCAAUUCCGUUCUCUUCAUCAGUAUGCGGCCCAAAGAAUUAUCAGUUAUACCUGCCGCCACAUGCGGAGAUACUUGUAUGUCUUGGACCAAAUGUAUUUCCCCUGCUCCCAUUGCACUGCGCUGCAGCAGUACUUCACGUACCUGGGUGACACAGGAGAGGAAGUCUUGCACUUUACUUGCUCUUACAUUCUCAAGUCCUAUGCUUCCAGCCUAUUUGCUUUGUUGUCUAAAAAACACAACAAAGUCCUGGAGCAAGCCACUCGGUCACUGAGGGGCCCCUUUGGUUCUGACGACAACGCUUUGCUUCCCGACUAUGCUCAGGAUCUGAAUGUGAUAGAGGAGGUGAUCCGAAUGAUGCUGGAGAUUAUAAACUCUUGCUUAGCCAAUUCCUUGCAUCACAACCCCAACCUUGUGUACGCCUUGCUCUAUAAACGAGAGCUUUUUGAGCAAUUUAGAUCCCACCCCUCCUUCCAGGACAUCACGCAGAAUCUGGACAUGGUGUUUGGCUUCUUCAGCUCCCGACUCGAGCAGGCUGGAUCUGACCUGUCAGUGGAACGUGUUCAAGAGGUCAUUAAGCAAGGCGCUGCAGCUCUACCCAAAGACCGACUGAAAAAGUUUCCAGAGCUGAAAUUCAAGUAUGUGGAAGAAGACCAGCCGGAAGAGUUCUUUAUCCCCUAUGUGUGGUCUCUGGUCUACAACUCUGCAGUUGGACUGUGCUGGAGCCCCCAGGAUAUAGAGCUGUUUACCAUGGACUCGGGCUGAGCACCCCUCUGGGACUGUGUGUGUGUGAGUGAGUGUGAGUGUGACAUCCUCUCUCAGGAACAACUGCAUGAUGGCAUGACUGUGUGAAUACUCACGCUUUUGAGAGAACUGCUCGAAUAUGGACUUAAUCUAUUUUACAUACUUUAAUAAUAAUAAUAAUAAUAAUAAUAAUAGUAAUAAUAAUAAUAAUAAAAACUUGUAAAAACAGAUACGAUGCUUAGCAUUUAGACUUAAUGCUCCAGGCUGACGCUGAGUAAGGAGUCAACAUGUCGGUCAGUGGUCUAAACGGAACAGCAUAAAAAAAAAAUAAUAAUUUAAAAAAGGAAAAAAAAACAAAGGCAACAGGAAACUGGACCUUCGGCGCUUGAGUCUUUAAUUGCAGACUAAACAAACAGUCGCCCAGAGCACUGGGUGCUGUUGAUUUCCCGCUCAAAUACUGGCCUGCUGAUCCGACGAUCAGCAUUCAGUGUACAGGGCCAUGUCGUAAGCAUGAGGACAGCAGAGUGAGAUGAAACAAACUCAGCAGGCAGCAGUCGCUCUGAUGACUGCUGAAUGUUGCUUGUUGUUGAAUUUACUCUCAGGUCAACCUGCAUCACUCAAACUGCCAAAAGACAGCAGGCCCUAUUCACAAACUCACGCUUAUAAUUUAAAUGUUUUAUGUGUUUGUUAAGUAUCCAUAACAUUAUAUACUCUGUAUAAAAUCUGAAAUAAAAAACAAGGAAGCUUUAAGAAAAUAAGAGUACCUGUUACUGUUAUUUGGGAUAGUGUUUUGAAAUAAAAGAAUAACCACUUGCAUCUAAUAAAUUAUACUGUGCAAUACAAAGUGCAUCCCAUAAGCACCCUUCAUAAGAAGAUAAACUUCCAUGGAAAAUUAACAUUUCAUGUAUAACAGACCUUAUUUAAUUUAUUAAGACAAUAACUAACAACAAAAAACAGUAUAUAAAUAAAGGUUAAGUUAUUUUUUGUGAAUUCGGGCAAUUAACUUCAGUUAAUGUAGAAUAAUAAAAAAAAUGGUGUUAAAUGCCUCUGUUCACAGUGAAGGAAUCUUUUCAGUCUGUAAAGACAAUACAACAUUUCACCUCAUGCACCUCAAGCAUGUCCUAAGGGUGCCAUUUGUUAUAAAGAAGAAAAAAAAAGAAUUGUUGCUGGAAUAUAAUUUUGCAUGAUACAGAGUUCAUGACAGUAUAAAAAUACAAAACUACAAGAAACCCAUAAAAUAUUUUUAUUAUAUCCGGUUUGUUUUUUAAAUAAAAACACAAAGCUCAUAUAUUCAAAUUAUAUUUCCAGACAUCUAUGUAGUAGCAACUUUGCUGAAUGAUACUGUAACAAUUUACACAUUGUUAUGAAUGGAUUCAGCAGGAAUUGGGUGCCAUUCUCUUCUAAAAGAGCAUGCAAUGUUUGAUGGUUGGGGGUGGCUUUUAUGAAGACUUAAGUCACAUUUUUUACUUGGACUUUUUGUGUUAGAUUAAUAUCAAUUUAUUAGGAAGGCCAAAUGCAGUUCUGCCUGCACUGCAUCAUUACGCUUUCUUGUUCUACUAAAUGUGUCAAACGUCUGAUAUCUCCUGUUAAAAACUAUUUGAGGUACAAAUGUUCAUAACGCUUCUGGCAAAAUAAGCUUAGAGCCCUUUAUCUCUGACAUCAUGCAGCUGCCUAAUUACAGUUAGCCAAUUCAGAGAUAUUAGAGAAUUAUAAUCCCAAUGCAUUGAGUUAUUGGCUUCAAAUUUGGUGCAAAACUGUACUGUAAGGUAAUCUGUAAGGUGAUCUUGGCAUCCAGUAAAAUGGUAGUUUGCCAUGUUGUGUUUUUUUUUUUUAAUGGACAUUUAUUACAAGUUAUUCCAUGGCAUGCAUGUGACAACACAGGCAUGACGUAUAUACAGUACAAAAGGACAUCAUUCACAUAGAAAAUAGUUUAUUUAAAUUAGGAAUGGGUACACCUUUCCAACCUAAUCACAGGGUGUCAGUUAAGAGCCUAUUGGAUUAACUUGAUUGGUCUGAAAACUAGACAGACCGCCAACCUUCAUGCAUGUGAAUGGUUUAGUCUAUAGGCACUGACAUUUUUUUCACUGUUCUACUUACAACUGUUUGUUGAAAAUAUUUUGCUUUCAAAGGAUUUUCUGUUUGUAAUAUUGUAUUAUUUUGGUCUGGUGUCUGGGAUGAGGAUAGGGAACAACAGGAUUAUUAUUCAGUUAUGUUUCAUAACAACACUGAGUUAAAACAAAAGUAAGGCUUCCAGCAACUGUAUAAUAAUCAAUGAGAUUAUAACAGUAAAAACGAUUGCCCUGCCUUUAAGGUCAUGCUUUGUUGACACAUGAGGAUUGCGGAUUUCUUUACCAGUCAGGGAAGGAAGGUGGGUGCAAAAUGUAACCCAUAUCUAUGUGUUUGCUGCAAAUAUGUAAAUCACAGGCGGGGUCCAUGAUGUAUUUAUGAAAGCAGUUUUGUGUUUUGGAGGAAUUAAAUUACUUUUGCUUUAAUUGUAAUUAUGGCACCAACAACAACUGCCAUAAAUAUGAUGGAAUUAAUUUGAACACAGUUACCAGUUUUUAGAUAUUGGGUAUAUGUUGUUAGUUUGAGUUAUUUGGCACUUUUUAAAAGCAGCUAAUUUAGUUUAAUCCUAGGGACCGACAAUAUGAAUGUACUGUAGUCCGGUGAUAAUCGAGUAUUUUCACUAUAAUUUCAGCACAUAGUAAGACUAAUGCAUGCUAACAUCUCCACAGCAAAGUCUGCUGGAACACAAAUAUUGAAAGCCAGCCUCAAACACGUUAAUCCCCAUCGCUCCUCGCCACACACAUUGAAACCAUUUGCUUUCUUUAUUCUUUAUUGGCAGAUACAGUGACUGUCCCAUGUAUGUUCC